Messenger RNA from Nanorana parkeri, 626 nucleotides. RefSeq names its product troponin I, slow skeletal muscle-like. The transcript has 9 exons. Gene Ontology annotation, cellular component: troponin complex. NCBI's taxonomy places the organism in Eukaryota, Metazoa, Chordata, Amphibia, Anura, Dicroglossidae. The record is from RefSeq and is a predicted model, not a curated record. Gene Ontology annotation, biological process: muscle contraction. Bases 1 to 585 code for a protein of 194 amino acids.
AUGACGGACUUCAGAAACUGUGCACACAUCGCCAUCAUGUCUGAAAACAGAGAGAGGAAAUCUAAAAUCCCGGCUUCCAGAAAGCUUCUACUGAAGACUCUUAUGCUUCAAAAAGCCAGUGAGGAUCUUGAAAGAGAGGCAAAAGAUAUAGAAGAGGAGAAACUCCGAACCCUUUCAGAGAAGAUUCCACCCUUGCAGUCUGCUGGGCUGAGUCAACAGCAGUUACUGGAGUUGUGCCACAAACUACAUAAACAGAUCGAUGCUGUAGAUGAAGAACGCUAUGACAUUGAAGUAAAAGUAAAAAAGAAUUCUCAAGAUAUUAAUGGUUUGAACCAAAAGAUUUUUGAUCUCAAGGGAAAAUUCAAGCGCCCCAACCUGCGCAGAGUGCGUAUCUCGGCCGACGCCAUGCUUAAGGCCCUCCUUGGUUCCACAACUAAGGUUUCUCUAGACCUGAGGGCUAACUUGAAGUCAGUAAGGAAGGAGGAUGAGAAGGAGAAAACUGUUGAAGUUGACUGGCGUAAAAACAUUGAAGCAAUGUCCGGGAUGGAGGGCAGAAAGAAGAAGUUUGACACCAGUAAUGUAUAGCCAUGAAAAGAAGAAAAUGAAGACUUUGAAGAUUUGCAACA